AUGACAAGUGAUGCUAUAAGCAAGAAGGUUGACCAGCUCACGAGCUUAUUCAAGUCAGUAGCGAGCGAAAAGGCUAAAUUGGGCAUCAUCGCCUAUGACAAGCAAGUGCCUCUCGACGACGCAUUUGCGAAGCACGAACAAGCCGUUAGAGACGUUCUUCGGUUGGAACCAAAGGCUUUUCAAUUCACAAUAGACGAUGAUGCAGAAGCAACCCCCGACGAUCAGAAGGAAGCUGUGGAACAAUUCAAUGCCAACGCAGAGUCCAAGAUGAAGGAAUUUGUCAUAUCCUGCGCAUCUCAAGCAUACUUUGCGUCCUUGAUUGGUGGUAGUAGCACCCAUUUAGCAGAUAAAGACAUCAACUUUGAGAACAAGAUUGCAAUAGCAUUGGAUUUGCUAGUGUGGAUUGCAAUCAAGGUGGAGGAAUGCGGCAAGAGCGCCUUCUACCAAAGCUUGAGCAUUAUUUCGAGCCAUUUAAUGUGCAUCUCAACCGCAAAAGUUGAGGAGUUUUGGCUGUAUUUGGAAACGAGGCUCUCUACGAUUCGAGACGAGCUUUUCACAAACAAGGUGGCAGAACGAAUGCAGAUCUUGCAACUUGCCAACUUGUUGGUCAACAAGUACCUGCGAACAGACCCCAGCGGCAAAACCGACUCCUACCGAUCAGAUACCCAGAAUGACGUGUUUCAUGCUCGCGUGCGGCAGUUUGUUACACAAGUGUUGGACUUCACCGACUCGACUGGCCUUAACAAGUUCUUCCACAUUGCCAACCGAGAUCCGCAUCAGUUUAUCACCAACGACAAUUACUUGAACGACAUUAUAGACGUGCAAAAAAUAUUCAAUGACCCAUUGCAUUAUUUGAAGAAAUCAAACUCCAAAGAGCUAGCGAGAAUGACAAAAGUGCUUCGCGCUGUCUUGAAAGAAUUGCUUCGCGAAGAGUGCAGGUUCAUCAGGAAAAAUCCCACGUUUGACCAAUUUGCUUUUAGGGAGUUGGAUCCCGAAUCAUGCGAUCGCAGCUUUCUUCGCUUGAAAUUCGAGUCCAAAAAGUAUGUUCCAGAAGCGUUCUAUGAAUCACGGUUCAAGAACCGCAGCAAGAAUGAAUUCAACGAGUCAAAGACCAAGGAUACCAAGUUUUUGUUUGCCGAGUUGGAGCUGUCGAAAGUGCGGGUGCGGUACAUUUUGGAGAUUUAUUUUCUUGCUACUUUGUACUGCAGCUUGUCGCCAUCAGCCAAGCUGAAUUUCUUCAAAGAGGCGGGCGUUGCCGCGGGAUCGAAACACGUCACCGAUGACGAAGUCUCCGGUUCCGUUGCCAAAGAAUACGAUGGCAUGAGAAGAGAGAUACUAGCCGAGAUGAAGAAGGUGGACCCUCUCAUGACGCGCUUGUUUUCAAGCUUAUUUGAAGAGGAGAGAUUCUGGUGGCGCUGGCUACUACAAAAGGACCAAAAGGCAGCAGACUCGCUGUUUUUCGAAAAGACGUUGAGUCCCGAAGAACUCUUGGCAGCAGCAAGGAAAGCGGAGGAGAUUUUCCCUUACAAGUCAAAGAAAAGCUUCAACAAGUAUGUCACACCGCAAAUCUCAAGAAAAAUGCGCGUCGCUCAAGGGUUGGAGCAUUUGAACCCAAUGAAGCCCUUCAAGGUGGAUCUUGCCGUGGACGCAAUCGAAAAGCUUGUUCUGACUGAAACAGAGACAAAAUCAAAGGCCGACAGAGACGCGAUAGAGGAAGAGACUUGUUCUUUGAGGUGGAAGGCAUUGCGGAAACAGAGAUCGCAGAACUGGUUCACAUGCAACUCGAUUUUGAAGGUGGGAACUGGUGAGCCAAGUCUCAAGAGGAAGCAUGAAGAUGAGCAAACAGAAGCAGACCAACAAGACGAAGGCAGCAAGAAACCCAGAAUUUCUCCUCUGUAUGAAUAA
Molecule: messenger RNA, 1905 nt
Organism: Lodderomyces beijingensis
Lineage: Eukaryota; Fungi; Ascomycota; Pichiomycetes; Serinales; Debaryomycetaceae
Source: the annotation of a GenBank genome assembly